AUGUCUUCGGCGAGUCUUUCGGGUGGCGGGCACGGCGGGGCCUCCGCAGCCCAGCACUACUACUGCUACCAAUGCGAGCGCCACGUCACCAUCGCCCCUCCGUCCUCACCCACCGCGGACGUCGUUUGCCCCAUCUGCCAAGGCGGAUUUCUGGAAGAAUCCGACCCGGGAACCACCUCGAUCCAAGAUAAUCCGAUUCCGAACCCCCUUUUCCCUCCCUUCGGCGGUUUCCCGAUCGCCUUCUCCUCCUCCUCCUCCUCGGCACCCGGCGCCUCCGCGUUCUCCUUCUCCUCCGGUGAUGGAGGUGGCGGCGGAAUCGAGGAUCUGUCGGCGCUCUUCGGGAAUCGAUCCUCCGACGAGUUCAAUCCCUUCGCCUUCCUCAACAACUACAUCAAUGGCCUCCAGGCUAGGGGUGCGAAUAUCCAGGUCGUCUUCGAGUCCCCCGGCGGCGGUGGAUUGGGUGGCGGAGGGGUCGAUUUCCGGCUACCCAUGAAUUUUGGGGACUAUUUCAUGGGCCCUGGUUUGGAGCAGUUGAUCCAGCAGCUGGUGGAGAAUGAUCCGAAUCGGUACGGGACGCCGCCUGCUUCAAAGUCUGCGGUCGAGGGGCUGCCGGAUAUAAGCAUCACACAGGAAAUGCUGGCUUCAGAUUCUUCCCAAUGCGCUGUGUGUAAAGAUAGCUUUGAGAUGGAGGAGGUGGCCAAACAGAUGCCCUGCAAGCAUAUCUAUCAUAAAGAUUGCAUCUUGCCCUGGCUUGAGCUGCAUAAUUCGUGCCCGGUUUGUAGGUAUGAGCUUCCUACUGAUGAUUCGGAUUACGAGAAUCGAAGAGUGGGGCAAAAUAGUGGCAACGGUAAUAACAAUAAUAGUCAAGAAAGUAGGGGUAGUAAUAAUGAUAACAGUAAUAGUGGUUCUCAGACACCGAGGACGAUGGAAAGUGGUUUUAGAAUAUCGUUUCCUUGGAUUUUUAGAAGGUUUGGAUCACAAGCCGAGACGAGCAGUAGUGGGGGAGAAGGAAAUGGGAAUAAUAACAAUCGCACGGACAGUGAUAGGGGAGAAUCGAAUGCUGGUGAUGGUAGAGGAGGUCAAGCAAGAGAGGAGGACCUGGACUGA
Molecule: messenger RNA, 1107 nt
Organism: Striga hermonthica
Lineage: Eukaryota; Viridiplantae; Streptophyta; Magnoliopsida; Lamiales; Orobanchaceae
Source: the annotation of a GenBank genome assembly